Messenger RNA from Triticum aestivum (bread wheat), 987 nucleotides. RefSeq lists its product as uncharacterized. Bases 86 to 652 code for a protein of 188 amino acids. The record is from RefSeq and is a predicted model, not a curated record. The transcript has a single exon. Lineage: Eukaryota; Viridiplantae; Streptophyta; Magnoliopsida; Poales; Poaceae.
CGAGAGUGAGUGACAGUAGCGUUAGUACCUAUCCAACGACCAAGAGCGAGACGAGAGCGAGUGACACCGCUUAUCUCGGUUGCAAAUGGCCGUCAAGGUCGUCGCCGGGAAGACCACUGCUGCUCAGCCCAAGAGCGUGGGGCGGCGGCUGUGGCGCCUGGCGCGCACCGUCAUCUACCUUCUGCGCCGCGGCGCGCUGUCGUCCGGGCGUAAGCUCGCCAUGGACCUCCACCGCAGCAGGGACGCCAGCAAGGCCCUCGGCGGCUUCGUCAACUUCCACCGCCGCGCGGCGGCCCGCUCUCGCUCCUCAACCGUCGCGGCGAAGCACCGUGGCGACGAAGCGGCCGGCUGUUACAGCAGCUACGACGCGGCCGACAUCGCGAGGGUGCUCGAGAUGCUCAACGACAGCGGGCACCUCUUCGACGACGAGGAUGGGCUCGCGGCGGCGACGCCUUCUCCGACCACGUGGGCGUCGCCGGCUACGGACAAGCUGCACAUCACCUACUCGCCGUUCACGGCGAGCGAGCACCAGCAGGUGGACAGGGAAGCCGACGAGUUCAUCAGGAGGUUCUACCAGCAACUGCGCGCCCAGAAGAGCGUCUCCGCCACGCCGGAAAACUGCGGCCACAUCCCAAGGCCGGUCGCCGCUUAAUUUCAGAAUUAGUAGUGAUGGACUGCUCGAGGCGGCCGCCGGUCGCCCGGCACGGGGAGCACAACGUUGCCAUGCACUCAUCUUCAGAAAACGUAAAUCGUCCACAUGACCGCAUCCUCUGUAAACGACUAAACGUGAAACAUUGUGCAAUUUGAAUUGUGGUGGUACGCUUGUAUAGUUGUAUUGCUGCUUUGGCUAUCUGCCGUUCGGGGACAGCCAGGACCCGGGUGAAAGUAGGCUACAUCUACAUGUGUGGGUACAUAGAAAGAAAGCAUAGGAGUCGGAAAAUACGUGGAUGAACCCGGGUGCAUAUGAGCCCACUUCAGAAAACACAU